Molecule: messenger RNA, 1509 nt
Organism: Dipodomys ordii (Ord's kangaroo rat)
Lineage: Eukaryota; Metazoa; Chordata; Mammalia; Rodentia; Heteromyidae
Gene: Rpa2
Product: replication protein A2, 32kDa
Exons: 7
Coding region: 277-801 (174 amino acids)
Biological process (GO): DNA replication; double-strand break repair via homologous recombination; nucleotide-excision repair
Cellular component (GO): chromosome, telomeric region; DNA replication factor A complex; site of double-strand break
Source: RefSeq, a predicted model, not a curated record
AUUUUAAGGCUGAAAUAUAUUCAAAGUGCUCCUCACAUGGCAAGUAUUAAAUGAAUGAUGGUUGUUUUCAGUUGAAUUUAUUCACACAACUUUUUUUCUCUUUAGAGAACCCGAGCCCAGCACAUCGUACCCUGUACUAUAUCUCAGUUGCUUUCUGCCACUCUCACAGAUGAAGUAUUCAAAAUUGGGAAUGUUGAAAUUUCACAGGUCACUAUUGUGGGAAUAAUCAGACAUGCAGAAAAGGCUCCAACCAAUAUUGUUUACAAAGUAGAUGACAUGACUGCUUCACCGAUGGAUGUUCGUCAGUGGGUUGACACAGAUGAUGCCAGCAGUGAAAACACUGUGGUUCCUCCAGAAACAUACGUGAAAGUGGCUGGCCACCUCAGAUCUUUUCAGAACAAAAAGAGCCUUGUGGCAUUUAAGAUCAUGCCCUUGGAGGACAUGAAUGAGUUCACCACACAUAUUCUUGAAGUGGUCAAUGCACACAUGAUGCUGACCAAGUCCAACAGCCAGCCCAUGGCAGGAAGACCCUCUCUCAGCAACCCAGGAAUGAGCGAUGCAGGGAGCUUCAGUGGGAAUAGCUUCAUGCCCUCCAAUGGCCUCACUGUGGUUCAGAAUCAGGUGCUGAGCUUGAUUAAGGCUUGCCCAAGACCUGAAGGAUUGAACUUUCAGGAUCUCCGGAACCAGCUCCAGCAUAUGCCUAUAGCCACUAUUAAGCAAGCUGUGGAUUUUCUUAGCAACGAGGGACAUAUUUAUUCUACUGUGGAUGAUGAUCACUUUAAGUCCACAGAUGCAGAAUAACUGGAUCUCCUUGAGUAUCUGAGAGAUUGCCAGCUGGACCUGGUUUUCACAAUCUGUUUGCUCCAGCUGUACGUGUUUGGCCAGGUGAUUUCUAGGAAGGAGGUUUUGUGCUGAUGGCUUCCUGCUCUCCUGUUUUUGUUUUUGUUGUUUAGAAACUGAAAGGAAAAUGAGCACUUGACAGGGAGGUAAACCAAGGUGGGGUUCGUUAAAGGAGUUCCAAAUAAGCUUACAGGAUAAAAAAGAUUUAUAAGAGGAAUGCUACAGAGACGAUAGGGCAAUAUUAAUGUCAGGGUUUAUUCUUAAAACAUAUUCCUAUUGAGGACAUGAGCCUGAUCAGGACCGGCCUGUGGGCAGAGAGUCUACUGAGGGACCCACUACCUUCUGCCCUAUUUUUGUUACUCUGGUUCUGUAACAUUACUUUUCAAAAUUGCACUUUCCUUCCUUUCUUGCCUUCCAUGCUGCUGUAAAGGAGGUUUGUGUGAACAUGAGGUUCUUGAUUGGGGUGGCCUCAAGGGGCAGAGGAAAGGAAGAAAUGUUACUAUGUUUUGUAUUAUUAAAAAAAAAAAAAGUACAUCCAAAUGUUUAAUGAACUGUUCUGUUAUUGCAAUAGCUUGUGAGUGAAAUAUUUUCCCUUUUUCUGAGCUGAUGCAAUUGCCGCUUUGUCAUCUAAGACAGUGUAGCAUAAUUAUAAUAAAAUUUGGAUUUGAA